Molecule: messenger RNA, 270 nt
Organism: Sporothrix brasiliensis 5110
Lineage: Eukaryota; Fungi; Ascomycota; Sordariomycetes; Ophiostomatales; Ophiostomataceae
Exons: 1
Coding region: 1-270 (89 amino acids)
Source: RefSeq, a predicted model, not a curated record
AUGGCGCUGACGGCCGAGGAGGGUCUGGGGAUCAAGGUCGAGCCCCCUAGAAAAACACUCGCAACGAGGGUGGUCGAGACAAACAAGGAAGAAGCUAAGGACGGCAGCGGUUCGUCGUCAUGGUGUCGCGGCGAGAGGCUCAAAGCUCAAGGCAGUUCUCUGGGCACGUUGUCGAUUGAUCGUCAAGGCGGACACGCACUGCGUGCCGAGGAAAGCCACCCAGACGAGACUGGUCGAAGUCGAUGGCAAGCGGGCACGUCGUCAGCUUGA